Molecule: messenger RNA, 477 nt
Organism: Pseudoliparis swirei
Lineage: Eukaryota; Metazoa; Chordata; Actinopteri; Perciformes; Liparidae
Product: abnormal spindle-like microcephaly-associated protein homolog
Exons: 1
Coding region: 1-471 (156 amino acids)
Molecular function (GO): protein binding
Source: RefSeq, a predicted model, not a curated record
AUGGCAAAAAUGAGAUGCGCCGCCAUCAUAAUCCAGCGCCGGUUCAGGGCCUCUGUGUUGGGAGACGCGGAAAGGCAAAUGUUUGCGAGGAUGAGACGCGCCGCCACGACCAUACAGGCGGCUUAUCGUGGACAAGCGGCUCGGGAGUCGCUGAAAAGGCGGCACAAGUCGUCAACGGUGAUCCAGGCAGCUUUCAGGAUGCACGCGGCCCGACGGCACUACCUCGCCGUGAGAAAAGCUGCAGCUGUGAUUCAGCGGAAGUACAGAGCCGCCGUUCUGGCCCUCGAGACGAAGAAGGAUUACGAUGCUCUCAGGAACGCGGCGCUUGUCAUACAGGCUAACUGGAGAGGCCGAGCCGACAGGAAGGCGAUGGAGGAGCGAUGCGCAGCGCGGCGGUCAUCGUCCAGGCCGCUCACAGAGGUCAGCGGGUCAGACGGCAGGUUGCCCGCUGGCAUCAGGCUGCCACUGUGAUCCAGU